GCUGUUCGUGCUAGAGCGUCAGGUGAGGGAGGUUGAGGUCUGGAGUGCUGAGCUCCGUGUGCGUGCGGCCCUGCGUGGGUCGGAAGGUGGUGCUGUGAAAGAUAAAGAUUAGGUUGUAAAAAAAGAAAAUAGAAGCCAUGUUUCGAAGACCUGUAUUACAGGUACUUCAUCAAUUUGUAAGACAUGAAUCUGAAAUAGCUAGUAGCUUGGUUCUUGAAAGAUCUCUGAAUCGUGUACAGUUACUUGGGCGAGUAGGUCAGGACCCUGUCAUGAGACAGGUGGAAGGAAAAAACCCAGUCACAAUAUUUUCUCUAGCAACAAAUGAGAUGUGGCGAUCAGGAGAAAGUGAAGCAUACCAAAUGGGUGAUGUUAGUCAAAAGACAACGUGGCACAGAAUUUCAGUAUUUCGGCCAGGCCUCAGAGACGUGGCAUAUCAGUAUGUGAAAAAGGGGUCUCGAAUUUAUGUGGAAGGAAAAGUAGACUAUGGUGAAUACACGGAUAAAAAUAAUGUGAGACGACAAGCAACAACAAUUAUAGCUGAUCCUCACAACAAAUCAUUUCCUGCAUCCUGUACUUCCUUGGGCCUUGCCUCCAGAGAUAUCUAUUUGUUAAAAAAUUUUUUUCCGGACCUGUAUGAGGUAUAGAACUACACCUAUGAUUUCAGUAGUGCAAAACUAAGCUUUCUAAUAAAAUAAUGAAUGUUUAAAAAUCUUUAUCAAUUGUGUAUUUGUGAAGCACUUAAAAAUUCCAUAUUCCAUUAUAAACCAAAUUAUGGGCAAACUUUCCAUUGUGUGAGUUAUGAACCAAGUCAAAUAGAAGCAAUUUCAGCUUAUUUGAUGUUUGCUUUUUUCUUGUCACUAGUAUUCACUAGCAUGGGUGAUUGGAUCCUUAACAUAGGCUUAUGGCUAAUAGUAAAAAUGAAUAGAUCUUUAGUGACAUUCGAAUUGAAGGAAAUAGUGUUUAAAUAGUUUCUUAUUGGGCGUAUUUUUUCCUCCUACGUAUCAUGUCUGUAACUUAAAAAUAAUGACCAGUGGAUGGCACUCUUGCCUUUUUACACAGUGAUGUUAAUUCUAAUACUGUCCUCUGAAAUAACAUUCUGUACCAAAAUAUUCUAUUUUUAGAAGACUAUAGUCAUGAACAAAUAUUCUUUCAUUAUAUAGUAACCACUUUUGGAAUAAUUCUAAAGUUAGAAGGAUCUGGACUUUUGGAAUUAAACAGGAAGUACUACUUAGUUCUUUUCUUUUGCUCAUCCUAAACUAACUCUGUCUAGGACAGCAUUUUAAGGUCAAUGUCUGAUGUUCUUGGAUGAAAAUGUUCUUUCUGUAAUACAAUUAGUAAAAAUUUUCCGAAGAAUGAGUAUAUAAAAGUCAUUCUGUUUUAAAAUUUAAAAAUAAAAUGUCUUCUGUAUCAGUGUUCAGAGUUACUUAAAAACACAAAUAAAUGUGUCUUUGCUGAGGGGGCCACAUGUUGAACCCUGUCCUCCCUGCGUAUCUCCAGCAUAUGGAGUACUAUGCCUUGGUCCUCUGCUGUGGCAUCUGAGCAUUGCAAGCAUCGAAAUUUGUGACUAGUUCUUUUGUAGGAAGUUAUUGCUGAGAAGACCUUAACUGUCUUCAGGGAAGACAUGAGAUAUCCCACCUCUUCUAACAAGGUCUGAAUUGUUGACAAACAGCUGAAACCCAGCUUUUAGCUCCAUUUGUGCCUAUUGUGUGUACCUCUCAUGAACAUAGCAAGAGAUAUUGAAUAUUUUGAGGAUUUGUCUAAAAUCCCUUUAGUUAACAGCACUGAAGUGUGUAUGCAUUAGAGGGGAAUGAUUAAAUGGGAUGGAGAAAGAGUUCUGAAAA
Messenger RNA from Equus caballus (horse), 1841 nucleotides. RefSeq names its product single stranded DNA binding protein 1 (gene SSBP1). Gene Ontology annotation, molecular function: single-stranded DNA binding. Gene Ontology annotation, cellular component: mitochondrial nucleoid. Lineage: Eukaryota; Metazoa; Chordata; Mammalia; Perissodactyla; Equidae. Gene Ontology annotation, biological process: positive regulation of helicase activity; mitochondrial DNA replication. The record is from RefSeq and is a predicted model, not a curated record.